AUGCGAAUGGUAAGUUUCGUGGAUGCGCAACAAGCCCCGCCAUACGCCAUCUUAUCGCACACCUGGGGCCCCGAGGAAGAGGAAAUCACCUUCGGCGAUUUGGUAACUUGGACUAUUGAUAACCCACCACCAGAGACUUCCCCAAAAUUCACUGGAUGGGCUAAAAUACACAGGGCCUGCAACAAGGCUCGCAUUCAUGGCUGCGCCUAUAUUUGGAUUGACACCUGCUGCAUCGACAAGUCCAGCAGCUCCGAGCUACAAGAGGCCAUCAACUCAAUGUUUUCUUUUUAUGAGAAGUCCAAGGUGUGCUUUGCGUAUCUUAUCGAUGUGGAGGGUGCUUUAAACAAUGACGUUCAUCGAGCCCGGUGGUUCACUAGAGGAUGGACACUACAAGAAUUACUUGCUCCGGAGAAGCUCAUAUUCUUUAAUAAAUAUUGGGUGGAUAUUGGCAGCAAGAUCGACAAGUAUUCUGUUAUCGAAAACGUGACAGGGAUCCAUAGAAAGUAUCUCUUCUAUGGAUUUGGUGCCUUUACGAAACUGCCACCUAGCUACGAGCGGAUCUCAAGUGCCAGUGUGGCACAAAGAAUGUCAUGGGCAGCUAAAAGGAGGACCACGAGACGAGAGGACAUGGCUUACUGCCUACUUGGUCUGUUUGAUAUAUCCAUGCCUUUGCUGUAUGGAGAAGGCGAUAAAGCAUUCCUGCGGUUGCAGGAGGAAAUUAUGAAAGUUACAAAUGACACUUCCCUGCUCUCGUGGGGUUUGACUGGACCUUCCGGCUACGACGAGUUCGAUAUCAGUGGUGGGGACCUUGAGAUUACUGCUGAAACAUCAUCAGAGCAACCAAUAAUGGCACCAAUCCUAGCAAGCCAUCCUGGCUUCUUUCGCUGGUGUGGUGAUAUUUUCCAGUGUCCGAUUCGCCCGUUCAAAGAAACGACAUUCUCUAUGGCACAAAGAGGGCUGCUUUUAUCUCUUCCUGUUGUCUUAGAUCGGUGCUACGAAACUAUCGCUUACGGAAUCCUUAGUUGUGGAUCAGCGCGAGAGGUUCCCCACAAAACGCAAUACAUAGCAAUACCGUUGGUCUCGAGUACCGCAUGUACAUGGGCCCAUGGGUCUAUUGAUGACGAAUAUUGGCGACCACUUUGGUGCAAGCCGAAGCUUGUCGCUCCAGAGUUCGUGGAGGAGGCGACCAUGAAGGAUAUCCUGAUCCGACGUGCCAGGCGCAGCGACGAAUCGUUCAGGAACAUACCUUUUGGUUUUUACAUCGACUCUGAUCCAGCAAUACAUGUGAUGGGAACAUAUCCUCCUCAGCCGAUUAAUCUAUCUUUCAAGUCCCUUUCCGUACGAAGACAACCAAGUGACGAGUCAAUGAAUCAUGAAGAUUCCUCUUCACACAAUCACGAAGAGGGACAGAGAAUGAUGCUCGUCAAUGUUGAAACAAAGAGCUCACUAGUUAAACUGCUCGUCGUCAUAAACUACCAAUUGCAGCCUGGAAGCUUUACACCACUUGACACCAUCGCUACGGGCUGGGACUAUAGCUUGUCAUGUCGAGUCUUCAUCUUAAAUCGCGGUUUCUCUCUGCAGACACUCCAAGAUCUAGCCAGCGAUCAAGGAUUCAAGCGAUAUAAAGAGCUAAUUUGUAUUCCUGACGGUGGCCAUAAGGUAUACAUGCUUCCUAGUACAUACGAUCUCUAUAUAACCGCCCAUAAUGGGUCCUUCCGCCGCGCAACAACGAUCGAACUAUCUUUCCGCGUGGCCCGUGAAAUUGUGGACUCCGACUUUUCGAAGAGUCCCUGCCAUGGAUCAUGGCAUUUCAAAAACGGUCGAAAAGUGUCAGACAGGCAGGAUGGCAAAUAG
This is a messenger RNA of Aspergillus sclerotioniger CBS 115572, 1854 nucleotides long. RefSeq names its product HET-domain-containing protein. The coding region runs from base 1 to 1854 and encodes 617 amino acids. The transcript is spliced from 2 exons. NCBI's taxonomy places the organism in Eukaryota, Fungi, Ascomycota, Eurotiomycetes, Eurotiales, Aspergillaceae. The record is from RefSeq and is a predicted model, not a curated record.